AUGGCAAAAAUACUAUACACAAUAGAAAUUCACAAAAUUGAUCCGAAUCUGAUAAUUGAAGAAGAUUGCAAUGUUAUCCAGUUGGUGUGUGAUGCCAAGAUUGAUGACGACGAACUCCUAAACAAGUUAGGGAAAGACAAAGAUAAAGAAAUAGAAGAAAUUCUUAAAGACCUCUCUCAACAAGAAGGAGUUGAUAGACAUGUGAUUAAGAAGGUGACAAAAGGCUGGAAGCCUCGUAUCACCCAGAUGGUGAGCUGGUGCGUCCUGGCUCUCUCAAAGUCCAGUUACCUGCUACAGGUGGGCACAGGAGAGGGCAAGUCAUGCAUAGUGGCCAUGUUUGCUGCAUACAGGGCUUUACAGCGUCAGAAGGUCGAUAUCAUUUCCAGCUCCCCAGUACUUGCUGAGAGAGAUGCAGAGGCUUGGAGGCUCUUCUAUAGAGAACUAGGUCUUGAAGUAGGCUGUAACACCAAUAAAUCAAUUGAGGCCUUGAAACCGUGCUACAAGUGUCAUAUAGUAUACGGCACAACAGACAGCUUCGCAGGAGACUGGCUCCGACACCAUUUUCAGAGGAGCGAAGUAAGGGGUGACAGAAAGUUCCAUUGUGUCAUUGUGGAUGAAGUGGACUCUCUCAUGUUGGAUAAAGGUCUGGAGAUGGUCUACCUGAGCAGCGACUUACCUGCCAUGCAGUAUCUAGACAUGGAUUUGUCACAAAUAUGGUGUUUAGUGAGUCAGUGCAAAAAACUAGAUUGUGGGAGAACAGCAGGGCCGAUCCAGUCCUUCGUCAGGAUUCUACAGGAAAACACUGAUAGUUCCUCUGACACUGAUGCUGUUUUGAAGCUGGCCGAGGACAAAGGGAUUUUUCCAAAGGGAUUUGCUGAGGACAUGACACAUCUCAACUCCCAAGACAUAUUUCAAAAACUUGAAUGUGUUGACAAGGCCCAGAUUGUUGAUUUUUUCAGACUGGUUGAAGAAGAAUUUCCUAACCAUUGCUACAGUUUGUUUUCUAAAGAAGAAGAUGGAUCUCUAAAGAAGCUGAACAAACCAGUGGAUAGAGAAGUUGGAGCACGGCAUGAGAUUCCUAUACUCUUCUUCAAAGGAGGUCUAUGCCGACAUUUGUUCUCAGACAGACAGACACUUUUAAACUUCGUUGAGCAGACAAUAAGAACGAAUCUUCAGUUUACUCGCCCUGAAGUAACACCUGAAGACUCAUAUAUCACAGGAUUCCAGAAUUUUGUCCAUGGCAAGGUGGGCGUGUGGGUAGAAAAUGCCUUCAAGGCCACAGAAAUGGCUUUGGGUGAUGAGUAUAUUAUACAGCGAGAGACUGUGGUCCCUGUAGACUACCAGUGCACAGGAGUUGUACAAAACAACAUGAAGUGGAGUGAUGGGCUUCAGCAGUUUCUGGAAAUGAAACAUCAGACCAAAGAACUUUGGGAAACAAAGAGGAAAUUAAAAAUGCUUCAGGAGCUCUACAAAGGCAUGCAAACCUGCCGCAUCCCUUCCUUUAGAAGAAGGAAACUUUUUGAGGAAGAGGGUCAAAUUUUGAAUGAAGAGGAGGAGUGGCUGAAAGCAAUCUGCAGUGUUGUCCAUGCAAAGGUCAAUUCCACAUGGUAUCGAGGGAAGAGAGCUGUACUGGUCCUCUGUGAGACAAUAAACCGGGUUAAGACUAUUGAGAAAGCCAUUACAGAAUCCGUCCAGGGGGUCAAUCCAAAAUGUUACACAAACAACAACUCGGACCCCUCUGAAAUCACUGGGAGACGUCUUCAGGCCAGAGAUGUCAUCAUAGCAACCAAUCUGGCUGGACGGGGAACAGACCUUAAAGUCUCUGAGAAAGUGGAUAGGGCUGGAGGCCUCUUUGUUGUACAAACAUUCUUACCCCUGAACGCCAGAGUUGAGCAGCAGGCAUUUGGUCGCACCGCACGCCAGGGAAAACCAGGCUCUGCCCAACUCAUCAUGUGUGCCAGCCAUUUCUCAAUGUCAAUCAUUGUAGAGAUCAUCAAAAAUAGAUCUUCCCUCCAGAUGUUAGCACACCUUAGCAUCUCUACAUUAGAUGGAGGAACUGUGCAGAGGCAGCUAAGCAAAGCUUUAAUAGCAUUAGAAGAGGACCAUAGCACUCAGUCAUGGGAAGAAAUGGCAGCAGCUCUUGAUCGCCUAUUUUCCUAUCUGGAAACUUCAGCAGACACAAACGUUACAGAUGCUAAAGAGGCAAGAGACCACCUAGUGAGUGAAAGGCUGUCAUCUUACCUGACAGAAGAAAUUCCAAAAAUGACCAAGAAGGAAGAUCUCUUCUCUGAUUACCUACAACUGCUAGAUGAGAUACAUGAACAGCAUAAAAACAGCAAUAUGCUCAAUGCAAUUGUUGAGUCGAUGCAUGAGUGCUGGGGACUGUGGCUUCUUACAAGGUUCAAUGAGGACGAAUCAAAAGAGACCCAGAAGCCCAAGUUCAACGAGGCCAUGGGGAAUGCCCGAGAGCUCCUGGAGAAAGGGAUUUGUCCAUCCUCUGCUGUGUCUUUCUACGUAAGAUAUGGGAAUGAACUAAGACUUCAAAAGUGUCUCAGGGAGAGCGUUGAGAUAUACUCCAGGGCAUUGGAAGCAAAUGAUCAUGAUAUCAUUGCUUUGUACAACCGUGCACUGUCAGUAAUGCAGAGAAAAGACAGCGGCUACCUCGAUGUAGCUUUGAGAGACCUUGAAAAAGCUGGAGAAUAUCUGGAGUGUUUCUUGAAUUAUACUGACGAGACACUGAUGGAUGUGGUUAAACAAGGGCCAAACCCACCUCCUGGACGCAUCACAUGUUUCGCAAAUCAACUCUGUAUUCGUUCUGAUGUGUUGAAGUGUUUGAAGAAGAACAUAAAUGAGGCUGUGAAUAAGCUGAAGACAGCCCAUAACAAUGCGCCACUAGCAAGAGUGCUGCUAACGGAACUAGAACCAGCUGCUACAGCAACAGAGCUAUUGCUGCUGAUGCUGGAGGAGUCAGAGGUUGAAGCAGAACUGUUUGCAGCUGGAGGAGCACUGGCUGCAGAUGUGGUUGAGCUUGUUGAAACAGAGACUUGA
Molecule: messenger RNA, 3048 nt
Organism: Clupea harengus (Atlantic herring)
Lineage: Eukaryota; Metazoa; Chordata; Actinopteri; Clupeiformes; Clupeidae
Product: protein translocase subunit SecA-like
Exons: 4
Coding region: 1-3048 (1015 amino acids)
Source: RefSeq, a predicted model, not a curated record